Molecule: messenger RNA, 2715 nt
Organism: Mauremys reevesii (Reeves's turtle)
Lineage: Eukaryota; Metazoa; Chordata; Testudines; Geoemydidae
Product: E3 ubiquitin-protein ligase TRIM39-like
Exons: 7
Coding region: 361-1791 (476 amino acids)
Molecular function (GO): protein binding; zinc ion binding
Source: RefSeq, a predicted model, not a curated record
UAAAAAAGUAAAAACCCCUGUCUCAGGGUUCUCUAGAGACACAGCCCAAAGGCAGUAAAGCAGAUUUCUAGGCCUAAUUAGAUGCCAGGGGCCAAUCAGGGGAUAGCAGAGCCCCCUGAAAGCCCACAUCAGGGAGUGGUGAUUUCCCCGUUAUCACCUGAUUCUGUACAGACUGGCCGAGUGCCUGUGGGGAGUGUCAGUGAGGUGAUUAUCAGACAAACUCUGUGUCUGUGUGUCCCCAUCCGUCUCCUCCUCUUUCUCUCCCAGGUUCUGGCUGCAGAGGGAAAGGUUUGCCCCGUAGUUAAGGUGCUAAGUUAGCCUGCACAGAUCCUGGUUUUGCUCUGUGUGAAGUCAGGAGCCAUGGCCACAGACAACCCCGUGAAAAGUCUCCAGGAGGAAGCUACAUGCCCCAUCUGUCUGGAGUAUUUUAAGGACCCGGUGAUUAUAGACUGUGGGCACAAUUUCUGCCGAGCCUGCAUCGCCCAGUGCUGGGAGGGAUCAAAUACAGACAGCUCCUGCCCUCAGUGCAGAGAAACUGUGCAACAGGGAAACCUCAGGCCAAACAGGAAGCUGGCAAAUGUUGUAGAAAUAGUCAAACGGUUGAAUUUACAGGCAGCAAAGGGAGCAGGAGAGGAGAGGGUGUGUGGGGAACACCAGGAGGCUCUGAAACUGUUCUGUGAAGAGGAUCAAACUUCUGUCUGUGUGGUUUGCUAUCUGUCCCGCGAUCACAGAGAUCACUGGGUGAUUCCCAUAAAGGAGGCUGCCCAGGAGUACAAGGAGAAACUCCAGGGAGCCCUGGGCCCUCUGAGGAAGGAGCUGGAAGAGGCCCUGGCCCUGACGUCUAAAGAGGAGAAGAAAACCACAGAGUGGCAGAGCAAAGUGAAGAAUAAGAGAGAGAUGAUUGCAGGUGAAUUUAGCAAACUGCACACACUGCUGAGAGAGGAGGAGCAGCUGCUUCUGCAGAGCCUGGAGGAGGAGGAGAGGGAGACUCUGCAGAGACUAAGGGAAAAUGUAACCAAACUCUCCCAGCGAAGCUCCUCUCUGCAGCAGCUGAUCACAGAGAUCGAGGAGAAGUGUCAGCAACCAGUUGUGGAGCUGCUAAAGGAUGUGAAAAGCACAUUGAGCAGGAGUGAGAAUGUGAAACUCCAGGAACCAGAAGCUGUUUCUAUUGACCUGAAGAACGUGUAUAAAAUUUCUCUUGACGUGAGGGAAGCACUGCAGAGAUUUGGAGUGGACGUGACUCUGGAUCCAGACACGGCAAAUCCCUGGCUCGUCCUGUCUGAGGAUCGGAAACGUGUGAGAUACGGAGACAAAUGCCAGGAUCUGCCCCAAAACCCUGAGAGAUUUGAUAGAUAUGCCAUUGUCCUGGGCACUGAGGGGUUCACGGGCAGGAGGCGUUACUGGGAGGUGGAGGUGGGAGACAAGACGAGAUGGGACCUGGGGGUUUGUAGCGAAUCUGUGAGCAGGAAGGGGGAGUUUGCAUACGCCCCUGGGAAUGGAUACUGGGUCGUAUGGCUGAGGGAUGGGGGAUACAAGGCCGGCACCUCCCCCCCGACCUUCCUCCCCAUGAGCAUCAGGCCCAGCAGGGUGGGGAUUUUCCUGGACUAUGAGGCAGGUGAGGUCUCGUUUUACAAUGUGACUGACAGGUCCCAUCUCUUCACUUUCACUGGCACCUUAUCCGGGAGGCUCUGCCCUUAUUUCUAUCCUGGUGCCAAUGCUGGGGGUACAAAUGCGGCUCCCCUGAUAAUCUGCCCAGUCCCAGCUCAGGCCGGAGGGAAUCUCGGUCCCUGACAGUGACCCCGCGGCACAGACUGGCCCCUCCCAGCCCUGCUGCUCUUCCCGACCCUAGUGGUGGGGGCCAGUUACUGCAGCAACUGGAGAUUUUGUGCUGACCAGACGCUGCCAGUUUUCCUUUUCAAGUGGAGGGUCCAGUUGAAAACCAGACACCUGGCAACCCCCAGCCCUCACCUUUCUCGGCCCCUGCUCCUGCCCCAGGGGUAGCAGAUGGGGGUGGAUGGGGUCGUUCACUCCUGUCAGAAUUUUCUACCCCUGUGAAAUCUCAAUGUAAAAAUAUGAAAGAAAAAUUAUUAUUCUAAUUUAGAAAAUAUUUGUAAGUCUUUAAGGUGCCAAAGAAAAGAAAGUUACUCCAGGAAAUUGAUCACAAUUCCUCUGGGUUCUCUGUCCACCACCUUCUGGAAUGCUCUGUAAAAAUAGUGACUGAUUGGUUUAAUUCCUUGAAAUUAAUGAUUGAACCUAAUUUCUUGAAGAGCUACUGAGCAGAGUAUAUGGGGAAGCACAUGGCAUUGCUAGGACUACUUUUUGUUUUAAACGUGAUGUGUUAUGAACAUUUUCAAUAUAAUAAUUCAGUUCUGAAGAUUUACUCACAAUAUGCCAUUCAUGGUUGUGUGCCCUAAACUUACCUUGAUUAUUUGAAAAUAAAUACCCUAAAAUUAUCCUGUGAUGGAUUCAUUUGUAUUUUAUCUUGACUGCUGGUGUCUAGCUGGCAUGGGCUGCUGAAGCUAUGUGUUUUUACUAGUUUUUAACACAGGGAAAUUGUAAUCUAAAACUAGAUAAUUUUCCCCUAAAAUCUUCUUCAGAAAUAUCUGCGUUCCUUUCUCUAUUUCAUACUGAAUUAUGUGUAAUUACUGUGGUUUCUUAUCCAGUCUUAUUGUGUUAUUACAUGGGGAAAAUAUAUUGCCAAAUAGUAAAAAAACA